This is a messenger RNA of Eimeria tenella, 1242 nucleotides long. RefSeq lists its product as uncharacterized. The record is from RefSeq and is a predicted model, not a curated record. The coding region runs from base 1 to 1242 and encodes 413 amino acids. The transcript has a single exon. Lineage: Eukaryota; Apicomplexa; Conoidasida; Eucoccidiorida; Eimeriidae.
AUGAUUCGCAGCAGUUGUUUAUUAGAAGAUGGUCCUUGGCUGCGGCUGUGCAGCUCUUUCAAGGGCAGCAGCAGCAGCAGCAGCAGCAGCGGCAGGAGCAGCAGCAGCAGCAGCGCCAGGUCCAGCGGCUCCGACUGGCUCCGCUCCUUCUCUGGGGGGGGCCUCGUUGUGCAGCCCCUGGCUCGGCCUGAGUCGCCUGCACUUGCUGCUGCUGUGCUUGCUGCUGCUGCUGCUGCUGCUGCUGCUGGCGACGAGCGCCCUGCAGACGGCCCUUCUGCUGCUGCUGCUGCUGCUGCUGCUGCGCCCCUGCCCUCCCCACGCAGCGACAGGCAAAGAGCCCAGCAGCACCCGAUGGGCCCCCCGCCCCCUGUAACAGCAGCAGCUGCUGCACGUGGGGACCCCGCAGCAGCAGCAGCAGCAGCAGCAGCACAUAGGCGACCCUCCCGCGGAGUCUCUCUGCAGCUAAGGCCUUCUUUUCAAAGAUCUUUUCUCUUUCUUAGGCACUGCUAUCCUUUCCGCAGAAGUGCAGCAGCAGCAGCAGCAGCAACUGAACCCGAGGGGGGCCGCCCCGGCCACGCCCUAAGGGUACUGGGGGGCCCCCCGGGGGCCCCACUUGGUACCUUCCGGCCUCUUGGGGGGCCCCCCGAGGCUCCAUGGGCUCUAGGGGGCCCCCCAGGGGCCCCAGAGUUCCUCACAGGGGCCCCCGGGGGCCCCACGGGGGCCCCAGGGCCCCUAGGGCCCCAAAGGGGCCCCCCAAGCCAUGGGGCCCCAGAGCUCCAGGGGGCCCCCGGGGCCUCAGAAAGCCCCCCAGCGGCCCCUGGUGGGCUUUCUGGGGGGGCCCCUGAGGGGCCCCCAGGGGCCCCUGAGGCCCCCGGGGGCCCCGGGGGCCCCGGGGCCCCCGGGGACCCCAAGGCCCCCAUGUUUGGGGCUUUUGGGGCCCCCGAAACUGUUGCUAAUAUGAAAAGAACUGAAGAGCCCCUGGGGGCCCCCAGGGACCCCUGUGGGCCUGGGGUUUAUAUAGGAAGCGAAGAUGAAAAAGAAGAAAGAUUGGAAAGGAUUAAAGAGCAGCAGAAUCGAAGCAAAAGAGACGCAAGAGAAAGAAGGCGGGCUGGCUUUUCAGCAGCAGCAGCAGCAGCAGCAACAGCAGCAGCAGCAGCAACAGCAAGGAAGGCCUCCUUCGAAACGCUUGGCCGAGCCUCCUCGGUCAGCAGCAAACUGGCUGGAAAGCGAAUAAAUAAAUAA